AUGAUCAUCAUCAUCAUCAUCAUCAUGACUGCUCUUCAGGUGGAUGAGUUCCCUCUCAUGAUGAGGAUAGUGUGCAAGGACGUGACUGCUGAGACCCUUUACGAUGUCCUUCAUGACACCAGCUACCGGAAGAAGUGGGACAGCAACAUGAUUGACACCCACGAUAUCGGCAGGCUUACUGUCAACGCAGACGUAGGAUAUUACUCCUGGAAGUGCCCGAGCCCCCUGAAGAACAGGGACUUCGUCACCAUGAGAUCAUGGCUUCCUCUGGGCAACGACUACCUGAUCAUCAACUACUCUGUCAAACACCCGCAAUAUCCACCCAAAAAGGACUACGUGAGAGCGGUGUCGCUGCUGACAGGCUACCUGAUUCAGUCCAACGGAGAAAACUCCUCCACUCUCUAUUACCUAACGCAGGUCGAUCCCAAAGGCUCCCUUCCAAAGUGGGUGGUGAAUAGAGUUUCUCAGUUCGUAGCACCAAAGGCCAUGAAGAAGAUCUUCAAGGCCUGUCAGAAGUAUCCAGAGUGGAAGAGGAAGCACAACCCUAACCUGAAGCCCUGGAUGUAUCCUGAGCAGAACACCUUACCGUGUAUUAACGUGGCUGACCUCGUACUGCAGAGAGCUGACUCACUGGAGAACAUCGACGAGAGCAGCCUGACAGAGGAGAAACAAGCUCAACAUCACAGUGACGAUGAAGAGACCUAGGCUAACUCUGAGUGAAGAGACUUUGUUUGUAUAGAAUUGUGUGGAUGUGUUUAAAAUGGCACCCUAUUCCCUAUAUAGAGUGUGCGGUCCUCUGUAGCUCAGCUGGUA
Coregonus clupeaformis (lake whitefish) is the source of this 813-nucleotide messenger RNA. RefSeq names its product START domain-containing protein 10-like. The coding region runs from base 1 to 705 and encodes 234 amino acids. Lineage: Eukaryota; Metazoa; Chordata; Actinopteri; Salmoniformes; Salmonidae. The record is from RefSeq and is a predicted model, not a curated record. Gene Ontology annotation, molecular function: lipid binding. The transcript is spliced from 6 exons.